Molecule: messenger RNA, 1782 nt
Organism: Durusdinium trenchii
Lineage: Eukaryota; Dinophyceae; Suessiales; Symbiodiniaceae
Source: the annotation of a GenBank genome assembly
UCUUAGGCUCCGCUUCACGUCGUUUUUUCUCGGAGCCUGUGGCUCUUGGCCAUGGCGCGGUGGUUUUCGUUUUCGUCGUCCUUUUCUCCCUCCGCCUGUGGCCGGUGUUCUCUAUCUGCGCCAUGGGUGCCGCCACGGCCGUCUUGGCCACCGUCACCGGCGCCAAGAAUCUCCACAUUGGCAAAGUCUGAUGUCCUCUCAAUCUCAGUCUCAACUGGCUCUUUGCCUUCAAGGCCCUCAGCAUUGGCCUUUGGCCUGCGGCGGCUUGGAGCCACUGCAACUGCAACAGCUUUGUGCUUGAAGGGUGGAGGCCAGCGCACGCGCUGUAGCGCGAAAGAUGAAAAGCAAGACGGCACCCAGCAAAACCUCCAAGUUCUACAGGGUGAAUUUCCAGACGCACAGCCUGAUGAGCUUUGGCGCUUUGCUCGUGCUCGCUGGCGAGACCCCGAGAAGGCGCUCGCCAUGUAUGCAGAGCACAAACGCUGGCGGAAAGCACAGGGUGACCCAGAAUUACUGAAGCGCAUAUAUUCAAAGAUUCCCUUUGGGUUUGUUGCCGCUGGGAAGGUGGAAGCUGUCGAUGGCACCAAGGUGAUGUUGGUCCAGGGUGCAAGAUAUGAACUCAUGACCGCAGAGCCUGAGGAGUAUACCCUUGCAAUUUGCCACAUCCUGGAUGACAUUUUUGCCACGGAAGAGGAUCGAGUCACGGUGCUCAUCGACGUUCGCCGGGGUGAAGGAUGGCCCAACCCACCAGCGCCUGCCUAAGAGCAUCACAGAUGCAGAGUGGACAGAUUUCAAGAAGGCACACUAAGUCACUAGGCUUCGCACACCAACAUAGAACACAACUUACACAUUUAUAUAAUCAGAUUUUGCAAUUUUGCCCUUGGGCCCUUCUGCUUUUCACCGUCGGAGUGUUCCUGUGGGACGGCUGAGCUUCAGUGAGAGAGAGGGAGAGAGAAGCACUGAGAACAAAAACAAAUAAGGGUUAUAACGGUUACCGCAGGUGUAGCUGACCAAGCCUCAGAAGUGCUUGAGAGCUCUGAGGCCAUGAAACUGUUGCCUUUUCUCCAGUCCUGUGCACGGAUCAUAUCCGCUCAUUAUCCAGAGCGCCUGUCUCGACUGAAACUGAGACGCCUAGCAGGUCGCUGUUUGUAAAAUACAAAAUAGGUACCGCGCAGUGCUCCAAUUCUCAGGGUCAAUUGAGUCGCUAGUGGGUUGGAGGCCACGGCUAGUAGGUUGGAGGCAACGCUGCCAUCCAUCACAAUUAGGUUGGAGGUCAUUGCUAUUAGGUUGGAGGCCCGUGGCCAUCGCUAACAGGUUGGAGGCCAAUACAAUUAGGUUCGAGGCUAUUGCUAUUGUUUGUUUUUUGUGUAUUUCUUUUUAUUGAGCUUUUUGUUCAAAUUCUAAUUAACUUGUAGUUAAAGUUAAAAUAAAGCUUAAUACUAAUUCUAUUUAAUUCUUGUUUCUAAUAGCUUACUUGUUACUAGUAGCCCCUAAUAGCAUCCAGGUUCGAGUCUAGCACCGAGGAUCAUUUUUCCCGUGCCUCGGGUCGCCAUUGUGAUUCUGGGCAUCAUUCAGCGCCUCCUGGACCCAGUGACCUUCAACAAGUUCAUCCUGGUGACUGGGGAUGACCAAAUUGGAUCACCAUGUAAUGCCAAAGAGCUCCAGAAGUAUGUGUCCAAGGAUUGCUUGCCAGAGCAUUCAUGGCCCAUGUAUGAAGAUCUUUAGGGCCUACUCAGGUCCCUAUUAGGUCUCAUUCUGUUGAGCCUCAGCUUUAAGCCAAAA